Messenger RNA from Lolium rigidum, 1623 nucleotides. Its product is annotated as tetracycline resistance protein, class A-like. The transcript has 14 exons. The coding region runs from base 45 to 1352 and encodes 435 amino acids. Lineage: Eukaryota; Viridiplantae; Streptophyta; Magnoliopsida; Poales; Poaceae. Gene Ontology annotation, biological process: transmembrane transport. Gene Ontology annotation, molecular function: transmembrane transporter activity. The record is from RefSeq and is a predicted model, not a curated record. Gene Ontology annotation, cellular component: membrane.
AAGAGGGAGGGGAGAGUGCGAUCGAUUGGUAAAGUCGGGAAGAGAUGAAGGAGGCCGCGGCGGGGCUGGGGCACCUGCUGGUGUUCGCUUUUCUUUUCUGCGUCGGCGCCUUCAUGGUGGCGCCGGUGAUCGUCGACGUGACGAUGGCGGCGCUCUGCCCCGGCCAAGACCAGUGCUCCCUCGUCAUCUACCUCACCGGCCUCCAGCAAGCCAUCACAGGCCUUGGAGCACUCGUGGUGACGCCGGUCCUUGGGAACCUGUCUGACAGAUAUGGUCGCAAGGCGUUGCUCGCUCUCCCGGCAACCCUGUCCAUCGUCCCAUUGGCCAUUCUGGCGUUUAACCAGACGAGGCCAUACUUCUACGCGUACUAUGUCGCCAAGACGCUGACGGCGAUGGCCUCCGAGGGCGCCAUGAUGUGCCUCUCGCUCGCUUACGUGGCUGACAAGGUGCCGGAAGAGCAGCGGGCGGCAGCCUUUGGGGUGUUCUCUGGCGUCUGCACCGCCGGCUUCGUUGUGGGCACCAUCGCGACCCACUUCCUCUCCGUCUCCUCUACGUUCCAGGUGGCGACGUUGUCGGCUGUUGCUGCGGUGGUGUACAUGAGGGCCUUCGUCCAGGAGACGGACCGCGGGGCGUCGCUGAUGCGCGACGAGGAUGCCUCCCUUCUCCUCUUCGCUCCUUCCUCCAGUGCCGAGGAGUUGUCGCCGAGGCUCCCGCCUCUCCGGAAGGCGCCCUCGCUGUCGGAGAUGGUGGCGCUUCUUACCAGCAGCUCGACUUUCACGAGAGCAGCGGUCAUCACAUUUUUCCAUAGCCUUGGUGAAACAGGCCUGCAAACUGCAUUACUGUAUUUCCUGAAGGCGCAGUUCCACUAUACCAAGAACCAGUACGCAAAUUUGCUGCUUAUUUUUAGCAUCAUGGGAAGUUUCUCACAGCUGACCAUGAUGCCUCUACUAGCACCAAAGCUUGGUGAGCAGAAGCUACUCGUCGUCGCACUUCUAGGGAGCUGCGUGCACGGAUUCCUAUACAGCAUUGCAUGGUCAUUCUGGGUGCCUUAUCUUGCUGCAAGCUGUGUCAUUCUAAGCAUUUUGGUUGGCCCUUGUAUAAGGAGCAUUGUAUCAAAAAAAGUAGGACCUUCUGAGCAGGGAAUGGUUCAAGGUUGUAUCACAGGAAUCAGCUCAACUGCAAGUGUUAUAUCUCCUCUAGUAUUUACUCCCCUCACGGCCUGGUUCCUAUCGGAAACUGCACCUUUCAAUUUCAAAGGUUUUAGUCUUGCCUGUGCUGGAUUUGCAACGUUGGUAGCACUUAUAAUGAGCAUUAAUAUGAGGCCAGCAGAAGUUCAGCCAGAUAACAAAUAGAAGAACAAGUGAAUACAUGUCCAUGUACAGAUGACAGAAAUCUAGAAUGCUAAUAAUCUCCUCUUUCUUACUUACCAUCAAUAGCCAUGAUCAAUUUAGGUAGCUGUUCUAUCCUUGUCAAUGGAUUACGACAAAAAAUAGUGGUCUAAAGAAUCAAUAGUAGAAGCAGGUUAAAAUGUAUUUGAUAGUUGACACUUGGACAUAGCUAAUUAGUUGGGAAUGUAAAGCUUGGAGUAAACCACUAUGCAACAUUUAAUAUGCAUAGUUAACA